CUAAGGUGUUUGCGAUUUAGGUCUGCGAUUUGCAAAUUAAAUAGUGCGAUAGAAAUGAGAACUAAAGUUAGAUAAGUAAGCUGCGAAGAAAGUUAAAGCUAUGUGACCUAAUGACACUACUCCAAAUCCUCAGCUGAUUGAAGAUGGAUAAGUUUACAGUAGACUUGGACAAGGUCCUGGAUGAGUUUGAGGAAAAUGAGGAUCAGCAAGAUAAAGUUCUGUAUGAUGUUUGGAAGUCUCAAAGAUUACAUGUCAAUGUAAGAGGAUUACAACAUGGGAAAGACCUAAAUAACUCGGGUGUUUUUGAAAGAAAAGGUGUUUUAAAUAUGCCUUCAAGAGACCUGAAAUCUACUAAUUUUCGACUGUCAAAGAACUACUGGCAUGCAGAGUAUGCAGAUAAAUUUGAUCUUGCUGAGGCAGACUUUGCAGCAAACUUGAAGACCUCCACUUUAAACCCCCCUUCUCCUGUCAAUGAAAUUAAAAGCCUGAAAAAUCAUGCAUCCCUUACAUCUGUAGAUCAGAAUUUAUUACUUCUGGACUCAUUUCACUACAUGGAGCAUAAUUCAAAAAAUACUGUAACUAUAAAAAAUGAUUCUCACAAUGCAUCUCUGAAAUGUUCUAAGACAGAUCAACAAAUAGUCCCUUCUAAUAUUAAUAACUCUUCAGGUUCAAAACCAGAAUAUUUACAAAAUGUUUCAACAUUGCCAUCCAAUAUUUUGCACACUCCUCAUUCACAGAAUGUUGAGAGCAUACAGUAUCCCUUGAUUUCUGAAUGUCAUUCAAAUCUGAUAAAAUCGCAUAAAUCACAUGAUACUCUGAGAAUGCCUCCUGGUGAAACUUCAAUAGGUAAUAGGACUUGUUUAACUAGUUCAACUACUGAAAUACCAAGUCAUUUAGAAGAUCAUUCACUCUUGAAUACUGAUUGCGCAUCAAGAUUACAAGUUGUCAAUAACAAGGAAGACAUUAUAAAUGGUUACUCUGGAGAGGAAGAUCAAGAUGUGUUUAGUGUUUCACUUCCAGCAGAAACUAAUAACAUAUCAAACACAAAAGUCUCACAAGAUGUGAAAUAUGAAGUUCAUUUACUGUCAUCGGAUCAGAUGUUAAACACUUUUUCUAUACAAGAUGUAAAUACCUCUAGUACUGCAGUAGUGAACUGUUAUUCAUUUUCUCCCAGCAGCAACAUCAAAACUGAAGAUAAGGAUGAUGAGAUCAGUGAUUCUUUUUUUUUCUCUGGUGUCUCCGAGUCACUCGAAGGUCAGACCAAUACCACUGAAGAAUGUAAAAGUUCUGAGUCCAGUUUCAAUUGCAAAAAUUCACAUAUUACUAGCAGUGUAGGCAAUAAAGAAUUUUGUUUAGCACAGGCUACAAUUACAUCUGACAGUAAUAAUAUUUACCUUAAUGAAACCAGUGGGGAUCAUUCAAAAUUAUCAGGUGCAAGUCUAAUUGCAGGAACAAAUCCGACUUUAUUGAAAGAUGAAGAAAAAGCAAAUUCUAAUGACCCAGCAGUUAUUGAACAGACUGAAGAUGGUAUUCAUUCUCUUGAUGAUUCUUCUCAAGAACAAGAUAUUGAAAAUAUUGACAUCAGAAGUUUUCAGAAUAAUUCCGGUCCAACAAAAUUGGAAGAUUCUAGACAUAUCCUUAAAGAUUGGGUUUCAGAAAUUGAAAAUAAAUGUGUUAAUAAUGAGUUAGAGUCUCAUCUCACUGAUGAAACUAAUCAGAACAACCACAGUAACAUAUCUCAAAAUCUUCAAGUGAGAAAUGAUACUCAAAGGCAACAUAAGCUCAUUUGUGAUAAUGAUGAUUUAUCUCACAUCAAAAGUUUUCUUCCUGAAACACAAAUAUCUGAUGUUAUUGAUGCAUGCUGUAAUUUAAGUCUGCCUGACGAACACAGAUGUGAGGCUCAGAUAACAGGAUUUAGCUAUUUAAGUGAUGAAGAUCUUAGUGAAGCAGAAAUAGAACACUAUUUAAGUGAUUUAACAUUAGAGGACACUGAAAAAACUGUAAAUAGCAACAUUGAGGAAAAUCACAACAUUGAAGAAACCCAAUUGAAAGAAGUGGAUAAAAUUGGUAGUCUUUAUGCUUCUGAUAGUAAUAGCUUAGCAAAAGAAGAAAAUGAAAUUUCAUUGUCUAUAAAAAACGAAAUUACCAGUCAACAUAAUUAUUUAGUAGAUAAAAAUUUUAGAAGAUAUGAAAAGAUGGUUAUAAACAACUGCUAUAUUAAAGACUCUGAUGUUAAUAACUAUUCUGUAAAUAAAUCAAUUAUGAAUGGUCAUUGUGUUAAAGAGUUAAUUGGUAAUGACUGGUCUGUGGAAAAGUCUGUCAUCAAAGAAGAAAAAAGUGAACUGUUAACAUCAGAUGCUGAUGAUACUGAAGGAAGUGAUUCAAAAUUAGUUGCAGAAGAUCAUAAUACAAGUGAUUCUGUACAUGAAGAAACAAAGAUCAGUAGUGAUGUGCAUGAAGUAAUGCCAAAUGUGUAUUUGUUAAAUUGCAACAAUUGUACUGAGAUAAAAUCUGAAACUGUAAGUCCAGUUAAAACAACAUCAGAUUCAACUGUUUUGUUAAAUGAGGAAGAGAAAUUUUCAAAAAAUAAAAAUAUGUUGUCAACACCAGAGCAAUGCUUAAGUUCUUGUGGCACUACAAAUACAGAAUUUAAGGAUGCUUCUGUCGGAGUGAAAUCACCUGAUGAAUGUAACAUGUUUGUUCCUUUACCCAAACUUUCUUCUCAAGGAACUGGUGAAGUCAUUCAGCCUAAAGUCCAACGUCCAACUUUCCUCAAUCUUCCCUUACGUGCUCACAUUAUGCCCAAGCCGGUUCUACCUUUAUCUUCAGACUCUGAUGAAACACCAUCUCCAGAACAUAAACAAGGUGUCCCAGUUACUGAUGAAAUGUGUGCAGGUGAAACAGGUGAUUCCAAUAGUCCUUAUAGUGGGUCUCCCCAUAUCAUGGACCCUAAUUAUGAAGAACAAUCUUCCUUAGAAAACAUGUGUGCAAGAUUGAGUGAAGAAGAACAAAUGCUUGGUAAAGUAAAGCCUUUCUGGAUACCAGAUAUUGAUGCAGCAAGCUGCAUGCACUGUGAAACCAGGUUUACAAUGAUUAAAAGAAGACACCAUUGUCGAGCAUGUGGAAAGGUGUUAUGUGCCCACUGCUGUAAUCAGAAAGCACGGCUGAUUUACCUUGACAAUAAAGAAGCCAGAGUGUGUCAUAAUUGUCUUGCAGUCCUUAAUAAAGUGCAAUUUACUUUAGUUCAAGCAGUUGAGAGACUGACUGGCAGUAGUGUUCCAGCAAGUCCCAGCCCUGGAGCUAGUAGCUUAGCUGUAUCUCCUCUAUACUCAGGAUCCAGCUCUGCACCUACAUCCCCAGGAUUUCUACCAUGUGAAUCAUCCAUACAGGGUCAAGCAAGAAAACAGCCUGAUCCUAACAAUCCACAAGAAUACUGUUCCACAGUAUCACCUCUGCAGCAAGAUAAUGGCAACUUGAAUAGGCCUCCUCUGACAGUAUUGGUACCUGUAGGAGUCCUCAAAAGAGCGGGAGAGAAGCCUCGUGGAGAACCAAAACAAGUUAUGUUUUCUGAUGGUAUCCGUCCUGGUGGUGAUUUAACCGAUCUUGAUAACUCUUCAGAUUGUCAUUCUAUACCAUUCAGACGUCAGGGUCAUGCCCAGAUGAAGGUUACUGGAGAAUCGGGCCCUGAACCAGGUGGAAGCUCUAUAGUAGCACCUGGUAGGCGAAAGAGAGGACCAGAUAGAGAUAUGCAGUGUAGACGAGUUGUCAUAUCAGAUAAUGAUGGCACUUUGCCUCCAAUACUUUUACCUACAGAUGAUACUGCUUGUCCUAUCGUGUUUGGAUUGACUAAGAAUUUGCAUGUCCUAUGCAAGUUAGUCACAUUGGGAUGCUGUUAUGGAAAGGAAUGUUGGUGUUUCACAAGUCGUGGUAUGUGCUCUGUUGGCCAGGAUGAGAUAGUUGUUAUUCUAGAAAAACAUUCCAGUGACCAGAUGGUACCAAAAGACAUUUUCCGUCUCUUCACUACUGUUUAUGAUAAUGCUUCUAGUGGUACCACAGUCUCUGACUUGGGACAUGUAUUAUUCCCUGAAGGAAUGCUGGGAAGCCGUGAUCAUAGUGGUUUCUUGUUUGUUAGGCCUACAUUCCAAUGUUUAGGAAAAUUAGUGCUUCCAUCUCCUCCUUUCCUUGUGGCAGUUCUUAUACAGAAAUGGGAAGUUCCAUGGGCAAAGGUUUUCCCUCUUCGCUUGAUGCUGAGACUCGGAUAUGAAUAUCGUUAUUAUCCUUGUCCUCUUAUCAGUGUUCGUUUUCGCAAGUCAGUUUAUGGAGAAGUAGGCAACACCAUAAUGAAUGUUUUGGCAGAUUUUCGAAACUAUCAGUACAAGUUAUCUACAGUUCCUGGGAUGCAUGCUGAAGUCAAAGACAAAAAAACUUGUAUCUACAUCCCACAAAACCACUAUGACCAGAUGAUGAAAGUGCUAAAUAAUAACAAUGAAAAUGUGCUAGCAAUGGCAUCAACCUUCAGCAAAGAAGCAGUUUCUCAUCUGGUAUGUGUGCAGAACAGUGAUGGCAUCUACCAGACCCAGGCUAUUAAUAUUCAAAAUGUAACACACAAAAGAACUGGAGUCAGUUUUAUUGUAUUCACUGGAGCACUGAAAGCUUCCUCUAAACUUACAGCUAAGUCUACAAUUGUAGAGGAUGGCCUUCUUAUUCAGAUUCCUUCAGAAACUUUGAUGACACUUAGAACAGCCUUAAGAGAAAUGAGAGAUUUUACUAUUGCUUGUGGACCAGUUGAUGCUUCAGAGCCAGAUGAGGUGGUCAUCUUAGAGUGGACCAAGGAUAAUAAAGAUUGUAACUUAGGGGUGAAAAGUCCUGUUGAUGGGAAAGACUUAGAUGGGAUACAAAGUCUACGCAUUCACUUAGGUACUGACUAUGCAGGAGAAAGAUACCUAAUUCGCUGGACAGAAGUGUUUUUAAUCAAAAAUGAUGAUGAUAGCAGUAGCAGGAGGUCAGACCCAGUUGACCCCGUUCGUCUAGCUGAGUCUAUAUCCCAGUCAUUCUGUCUUGCUCUAACACCUCAUCUGGAGCUUCUAGCAGAUGAAGAACUGACAAAGAUUGGCCUUAGGGUCACUCUUAAUAGUGAACAGGUUGGCUAUGAAGUAGGAGCCCAAGAAGAGGCUUUACCAAAUGCUUAUAUGAAUGACUUGGAUAGUGCACUCAUACCUGUUAUCUCAUCAUUCAGUUGUCAAGAAGGUCACCUUUGCCUUGAGCUGAUAUUUCACAUCUUGCUGAAGUAACAGGCUUUUUAAUUACACAUCAUUUGGUGUUCAUGUUCAGGGGCAUUAAGCAGGUUUCUUGCUUAAUGUAUGGAGAGCUGAAACGGUAACAGGAUAGUACUGUGCUGUGAUUAUAACGAGGCAGAAUCUCUGAAAAUAAGAAUUUUCAUAUGUUGAGUCCAAGUUUGCCACUAAGUAUACUGUGCAGAAAAGAUAUUGUGAUUGUGAAACAUUCUGCUGCCUUAUUUUGGUGUGUCUGUUUAAAUGCUUAUCAUAACAUGGAAGAAAUUGUAUCUAAAUUUAUUUCAUUUGUAAAGGUGUGAAAGAGAAGAACUGUAAACUUUGAGUUUCUAUUUUUUAUGCAAUCUUAAAACAAGGAGUACUUGAACUAGUGUAGAGUUUUGUUUUUAGAGAAACAUAUUCGAAGAACUUAUUUACUAGAAUUAAGAAGUUGAUAUAUAUAUAUAUAUAUAUAUAUAUA
Molecule: messenger RNA, 5751 nt
Organism: Limulus polyphemus (Atlantic horseshoe crab)
Lineage: Eukaryota; Metazoa; Arthropoda; Merostomata; Xiphosura; Limulidae
Product: zinc finger FYVE domain-containing protein 9-like
Exons: 18
Coding region: 144-5291 (1715 amino acids)
Biological process (GO): endosomal transport
Cellular component (GO): early endosome membrane
Molecular function (GO): metal ion binding
Source: RefSeq, a predicted model, not a curated record